AUGAAUUAUUCCGAAGAAAGUCUCGAAAGUCUCGCAGUAGAUGACGAUUAUGACUGGUGGGAAGAAAAUUGUGCGAUUAUUCCACCUGAACAGGAACGAUUAUUUCUUGUUGGUGUUGCUGGCGCCAUAGUCGCGUCGAUAUCCGUUAUUUUCAACAUGUUUCUUUUCUGCAUUCUCGUCCGAAAUAAGCGAUAUCGGUCGUCAAGUUUGAUCUACUUAACAUUUCUUGCCUUAGCUGAUACUUUUCUAUCAGCUGCCUAUAUACUGCUCUUCCCUGUGAAUAUCUACAUGGAUUACUUUGCAUCAGAUUUUCUAGCCGCUGCAUGGUGGUCGUAUAUGAGACUAAUAAUCACCAUAUCACAUGUUUUCAUCUCGGCUUCAGCUUUUCUUAUUGUGGCUGCAGCGUUCGAAAGGUAUAUAACGAUCUCAAAAAUACGGAAUCAAUUUGCUCGGCAUCAUCGCCUAGCCAUAUCGGCCGGAGCACUAGUAUUCGCAAUGAUAGCUAAGCUUCCUAUGUACUUUGAAGUUGAGGUAGUCCCAAAUGGAAACUGUACAGGUAUCACUGCUCUUACAGCAACUGUUAGUGAAUGGAGCGAAACUGAACCAUAUAAAACUGUUUACAAAUUCUGGUUUCGCAGUAUCAUCACCAUAGUGCUUCCGUUCGUGCUUUGCUUCUAUCUGAACUUCGGCAUCAUUCGUCGCCUUCGAAUUCAACAUCAGGGAGCAAAACUCUUCCGAUUUGCUACCUCGGAACAUCGAAAGAACAUCCGCUCAGCAACUCUAAUGCUCGUUUGUGUCACAUGUACAUAUCUUGGCUCAAAUCUGUUGAAUGUCAUCGUCUACAGUUGGGAGCUCAUCGACAAGCCUUCACUAUUGUCAGAAGAGCUAAGGCCGUUUUAUACGCUAUCAUCCGACUUAGUUUCACUUCUUACUGUGCUAGCAAGCGCUUGUCGUCUUCCUAUUUAUAUUGCCUGUAAUGCAAAGAUUCGAUGCGAAGUGUUAGAUGCGCUUGGCAAUUGUGUACUGUUCAGGACUGAAAGAGACUUGAAGCUCCCAUCGCCAAAGAACAAUAGAGCUCGAACGACAACGGUACGAUACUUCGAUACUGGUUGCGGUUUCAUGGUGGUGGAGGAUUUAAAUGACAAUGUCGAAUUUGGACCGCCGGUCAGUAGACAUGGAAGCGGUGAAACCAGGAUGCGAAGUAUCGGUACUGGUCUCGAUCGAAUAGUUCUAUCUGUGGCUAUGGGUAGCAUGGGUGCUGCCGAGAGGAGGAGCCUGAAAGUUCCCAAAGUCGAAAUCGAAAAGCACUCAAAUGGUGACAGUCAACGUUCGAAACAUCAUUGGAGUAGUAUUUGCUAG
This is a messenger RNA of Cylicocyclus nassatus, 1359 nucleotides long. The record is from the annotation of a GenBank genome assembly. NCBI's taxonomy places the organism in Eukaryota, Metazoa, Nematoda, Chromadorea, Rhabditida, Strongylidae.